Molecule: messenger RNA, 995 nt
Organism: Drosophila sechellia
Lineage: Eukaryota; Metazoa; Arthropoda; Insecta; Diptera; Drosophilidae
Gene: Jhbp1
Product: Juvenile hormone binding protein 1
Exons: 4
Coding region: 142-882 (246 amino acids)
Biological process (GO): multicellular organismal reproductive process
Source: RefSeq, a predicted model, not a curated record
GCUCGCAGUUUAAGUUCUCAGCUUCGCGUCGACGGACGUUCGAGCACUCCACCCGCAGAAAGUUGAUAGCUUUAGUUUCCGACUUCGUUGCGUGCUGCUGCAGAUUGAGAUUGAGAUAGCCGGAAGUGGUUCUUGAGUGAAAUGAAUAAAGCGGUGUGCCUAGUAAUCGCGAUCCAAGCGCUGUGGAUGGUGCAGGCCGAGACCCCACCCUAUAUCAAACAAUGUCAUAGGAACGACCCGAAAUUGGUGGACUGUUUUAUCGGAGCCAUUGAACACCUAAAGCCAUAUUUGGCCAAUGGCAUUCCUGAUAUUCAGCUGCCUUCUGUGGAGCCCUUUAAGAUGGACACCCUUGCCCUGCAGCUAACAGAGGGUCCCCAGGGGUAUAAGAUCACGCUGAAGAACAUGGAGGCCUUCGGGGCGAGCAACUUCAAGGUGACAUCCCUGAAACUGAGCGAAGGAAGCGAGCCCUUCAAGGCGAAGAUCGUGAUGCCCAAGCUAAAGAUUGAGGCUAAAUACACGAGCUCCGGGGUCCUCCUGAUCCUGCCAGCCUCCGGAGGUGGAGACUUCCAUGCUAACUUCGAGGGUGUGAGCGCCGACCUCACAGGAAAGACAUCCAUUCACGCUUCCAAGGGCGCCAACUACCUCCACAUCGAUGCUCUCAGCUUGGUUCUGGAUGUGAAGGAUGUGAAAAUGAGCAUCUCAGGUGCCUUCAACAACAACCGGAUUCUGCUGGAGGCCACCAAUCUGUUUCUGCGGGAAAACUCUCAAGUCGUUUUGGAGGCUAUGCAGGCUCAAUUACAGAAAAAAUUGGCUAGCGAGUUCGGCAAACUCGCCAACCAGCUCCUGAAGAACGUUCCUGUAGAGCAAUUCUACGUGGACUAGGCCUUAGCCCCUUAGAUUGUAGUUCGUUAGUCAUAGGAUAUAUGUAUUUAACUGUAAAUUACACUUCAAUGCUAUGAACCAAGUAUUAAAUUGUACAUGUAUAUGGUGUAAAA